UCUCCUCUCCCCCUCCCUCGCUGUGAAGAUGGCGCUCUCCAGGGUGUGCUGGGCUCGGGCUGCUCUGUGGGGUUCAGCGGUCACUCUCGGACCUCAUGUCACCCGGAAGCUGCAACUUGUUCGCUGUGGCCUGGCCUGGGGGGCCCCUCGGUCUUCAAAGCUUCACCUUUCACCAAAGGCAGAUGUGAAGAGCUUGAUUUCUUAUGUGGUGGCCAAGACUAAAGUGAUUAACGGGAAAUAUCAUCGUUUCUUGGGUCGUCAUUUCCCCCGCUUCUAUGUCCUGUACACAGUCUUCAUGAAAGGAUUGCAGAUGUUAUGGGCUGAUGCCAAAAAGGCUAGAAGAAUAAAGGCAAAUAUGUGGAAGCACAAUAUAAAGUUUCAUCAACUUCCAUACCGGGAGAUGGAGCAUUUGAGACAGUUCCGUCGAGACGUCACCAAGUGUCUUUUCCUAGGUAUUAUUUCCAUUCCACCCUUUGCCAACUACCUGGUCUUCUUGCUAAUGUACCUGUUUCCUAGGCAGCUACUGAUCCAACAUUUCUGGACCCCAAAGCAACAGAUUGAUUUCUUAGAUAUCUAUCACGCUCGCCGGAAGCAGUCACACCCAGAAAUCCUUUGUCAUUUAGAAAAGGUUAUCCCUCUCGUUUCUGAUGCGGGACUCCGGUGGCAUUUGACAGAACUAUGCACCAAGAUACAGCAUGGUACCCACCCAGCAAUACAUGAUAUCCUGGCUCUGAGAGAGUGUUUCUCUAACCAUCCUCUGGGCAUGAAGCAACUCCAUGCUUUGCAAAUGAAAGCCUUGAGUCGAGCCAUGCUUCUCACGCCUUAUCUGCCUCCUUUCUUGUUGAGACACCGUUUAAAGACUCACACCACUGUGAUUCACCAACUGGACAAAGCUUUGGCAAAGCUGGGGAUUAGCCAGCUGACUCCUCAGGAGGUGAAAUCGGCUUGUUAUCUUCGUGGCCUGAAUUCAACCCAUAUUGCUGAAGAGAGGUGUCGAACUUGGCUAGGAGAGUGGUUACAGAUUUCCUGCAGCCUGAAAGAAGCUGAGCUGUCCCUCUUGCUGCACAACGUGGUCCUGCUCUCCAUCAACUACACGGGGACGAGGCGCUGAGCCAGCGUGGCGCGGACGGCACCGUCCUGCAGUCACACGGGGCGGCAGCGCUUCCCGAACGGCACUGGUCAGCAGGGAUCUGUGCGCGGUGGGGUGUGCGGGAGGCGGAGGACCAGGUGCCUGGGCUUCACGGCCUGGUGCCCGGGUUGGAGCUGGAACCGAAGCAUGUCCUCUUACUGGGGCAGCCCACGUGAGCUGUCUUCCCAGCUUCCUCGGAAUCAGCCCGAGCUGGCGACAGCCUCUGCCCUGGCCUUUCCUCGUGACGUGUGAAGUUCAGAGCCAAGGAAGUGGGCUCUUGCCUCAGCUGGAAACCCUGGGGCUUACCCGCUGCCACGUUCUUCACAGCUGCGUUUUUGUUACGCUUUCUGGCCGGUGGGGGGGGCGGGGCGGCACUGUUUAAAUUGGAGCAUUUACGUCUAUGCGUGUACUUCGAUGCUGCCCUCAAUCUUUUCUGUGAUGACCAAAAAUAGGUGUUUUUUUAUUUUUUUGGCCCCCUCACUGGGUUAACCACUCCCUUUCCUUUCCUAAUCCUUGAACAUUUUUUUUUUAAAGCCAGUAGUCAUUCACACAUGGGAACUUUCUAAUGAAAAGAUUAAAGGAAAUACCAAGCACUUCUUGCCCCUUCCCGUGUUUAUAGCCUUCACCCCCCUUGUCUUAUUCAUUUCUGGGCUGUGGUGCGGCCCCGAAGGAUCUUCAACUCCGCUAACUCCACUGUGCUGCAGCGGUCCGGCUGUAACGGCCGGGGGCUGCCUUCUCCGGGCCGUGGAGUAAACCUCUAAGGUACUAAUCACGCCCCGCCUGGGACCCCAGGAGAGGCCUGCAUUGUGAGUUGGGUUUAGCUGUUGUCUGUGUACAUCAUUGACCUGUAGUGACUUACUGUACAUGCAUGAAGCACUGUUUUAAAGCCAAGUAAAGAUUGCCUGAAACCA
This is a messenger RNA of Ailuropoda melanoleuca (giant panda), 2040 nucleotides long. It is a transcript of the gene LETMD1, whose product is annotated as LETM1 domain containing 1. The record is from RefSeq and is a predicted model, not a curated record. Gene Ontology annotation, cellular component: mitochondrial inner membrane. Gene Ontology annotation, molecular function: ribosome binding. NCBI's taxonomy places the organism in Eukaryota, Metazoa, Chordata, Mammalia, Carnivora, Ursidae. The transcript has 9 exons. The coding region runs from base 29 to 1111 and encodes 360 amino acids. Gene Ontology annotation, biological process: intracellular monoatomic cation homeostasis.